Stylonychia lemnae is the source of this 606-nucleotide messenger RNA. The record is from the annotation of a GenBank genome assembly. NCBI's taxonomy places the organism in Eukaryota, Ciliophora, Spirotrichea, Sporadotrichida, Oxytrichidae.
AUGGAUCUCUCAACAGUCAGAAAAAACCUUGAGAAGGGUAGAUUCAAGUACUUCGAGGAAUUCUUUUCAGAUGUCUAGUUGAUUUGGAGCAACUGCAAGAACUAUAAUGUGUCAGGCAGUGAUAUCUAUCGUUUAGCUGAAAACAUGGAGAGAAGAUCCAAGAAACUGAUAAGGGAUCUUAAGGAGCAACUCAAGAUUGAGAAUCCCUCAGAGUUCAAGAACGGCAAAGCCGGAGGAUCAGGGGAUUCUAGUGAGGAUGACGAGGAGAGAAAAGACUCAAAGAAAAAAGAAGUCAAUGGAGGAAGCAGAAAAGGAGGUUUGAUGGAUGAGGACGAUGACGACUUUGGCUAUGACCCCGAAAGAUAUGUGCCAUUUGAUGAGAAAGUAGAGUUUGCAGAUCUAAUGAAGAGAGCUACUAAGGAUGGCCUCACAAAUAUAGUUAACUACCUGCUUGAGAAGCAACCUGAGGCCGUUGAGGAUUAUGGCAAUGACAGACUCUAGAUCAAAGUAGACAUGAUUGAGAAGUAGGCAUUCCAGUAUUGCAAGGACGUGCUCAACCAGAACUUGAAGGAGGCACCAAAUAAGAGACAAAAGACCCAAAAAUGA